Messenger RNA from Ochlerotatus camptorhynchus, 1083 nucleotides. RefSeq lists its product as uncharacterized. Bases 1 to 1083 code for a protein of 360 amino acids. NCBI's taxonomy places the organism in Eukaryota, Metazoa, Arthropoda, Insecta, Diptera, Culicidae. The transcript has 2 exons. The record is from RefSeq and is a predicted model, not a curated record.
AUGAGUACAUUUUGGGAGUGUGAGGAAGGAUGUACAACAACCAACUAUUCGGUGGAGGAAACCAAGUGUGAGGAACAUUAUCAGAAAACGGUAAAGCGGAUGGAAGAUGGUCGUUAUUCGGUGGGUUUGCCUAAAUCCAACGAAGUACUUGCACGCCUAGGAGAAUCAAAGGAAAUAGCACACCGCCGAUUGAUGCUGCUGGAACGAAGAUUAGCUCGAGAUGAAUCUCUUCGUAAGGAAUACCAUGCAUUUAUGGCCGAUUACUUGGACCGAGGACACAUGCGGAAGAUUGACGAGCACUCAACAGAGGUACCCGUUUCCUAUUAUCUUCCACAUCAUCCAGUCAUUAAGGACUCUAGCACCACCACUCGCGUUCGGGUGGUGUUUGAUGCAUCUUCCAAAUCAUCCACGGGAAUUUCCUUAAAUGACGUUCUGUUGAAUGGGCCAGUUAUCCAGGACGAAUUACGUACCAUCAUCAUGCGAGGUCGUUUCUACCGAAUCAUGCUUGUUGCGGAUGUCGAAAAAAUGUUUCGGCAAAUAUGGACUAACCAUAUCGAUGUUCCUCUGCAAAAUAUUCUGUUUCGCUUUUCCGUCGAAGAUCCCGUUCAGAUGUAUGAGUUGUUGACCGUUACUUACGGCACCAAACCUGUACCGUUUUUAGCUACACGAACCUUAAAGCAGCUGUCCAUGGAUGAAAUCAACAACUUUCCACUAGCAGCCAGAAGAAUGUCCAAGGACGUCUAUAUGGACGAUGUCAUCACUGAUGCAAACGACGUAGCUGAAGCAAGGAAAAUUCGGAUGGAGCUAGAUGAAAUGCUGCUGAAAGGUGGAUUCCGGUUGCGCAAAUGGGUUUCAAACAGCGAGGAAGCUUUGGAAGGGGUGGAUGAAUCCAAUUUGGCCAUUCCACGGGAGAAAGGCAUCAAUUUCGACCAAGAACAAACGCUCACUUUCUCAUCGGAUCGUCCCUCCAAGCGCUCCCAGAUCGUGAAUACAGCUCCGUCCCAAGCAAUCGGCUAUCUCAUUGGCAAGCGGUCCAACAACAGCUCCAACAGUUCUGGCGUCGAUGGCAAACCGAAUAUUUGA